UCUGUGAUGCUGGGGCCAUCCUACAACCACACAGCGGAAAACCCUGCCACCUUCUUCCUUGUGGGCAUUCCAGGUUUGCAGUCUUCACACCUGUGGCUGGCUGUCACACUGAGUGCCAUGUACACCAUAGCCCUGCUAGGAAACACCCUCAUCGUGACUGUCAUCUGCAUGGAUUCCACUCUCCAAGAGCCUAUGUAUUGCUUCCUCUGUAUUCUGGCUGCUGUGGACAUUGUUAUGGCUUCCUCUGUGGCACCCAAGAUGGUGAGCAUCUUUUGCACAGGAGAUGGCUCCAUCAGCUUCAAUGGUUGCUUCACUCAAAUGUAUUUUGUGCAUGCAGCCACAGCUGUGGAGACAGGGUUGCUGCUGGCCAUGGCGUUUGACCGCUAUGUAGCCAUCUGCAAGCCCCUACACUACAAGAGAAUCCUCACUCCCAAAGUGAUGCUGGUAAUGAGCAUGACCAUUGCCUCCAGGGCAGUCAUGUUCAUGUCUCCACUGAGUUGGAUGUUGAGUCAUUUGCCUUUCUGUGGCUCCAACGUGGUUCCUCAUUCUUACUGUGAGCACAUGGCUGUGGCCAAGUUGGCAUGUGCUGAUGCCAUGCCCAGCAGUCUCUACAGUCUAAUUGCUUCCUCCAUUAUUGUGGGCUCUGAUGUGGCUUUCAUUGCUGCUUCCUAUAUCAUGAUUCUCAGGACAGUUUUCAAUCUUUCCUCCAAGAACGCUCAGCGGAAGGCACUAAGCACAUGUGGCUCCCAUGUGGCUGUCAUGGCCCUAUACUAUCUACCUGGCAUGGCAUCCAUCUAUGUAGCCUGGCUAGGGCAGGACAUGGUACCCUUACAUACGCAAGUGCUGUUAGCUGACCUGUACCUGAUUAUUCCACCCACUUUAAACCCCAUUAUCUAUGGCCUGCGGACCAAACACAUACGAGAAAGAAUACAGAGCUUGCUGAUAUAUUGUCUGUUUGACCAGUUCACACAGGGUAUAUAA
Messenger RNA from Octodon degus (degu), 981 nucleotides. RefSeq names its product olfactory receptor 52I2-like. Gene Ontology annotation, biological process: G protein-coupled receptor signaling pathway. Gene Ontology annotation, cellular component: membrane. Gene Ontology annotation, molecular function: olfactory receptor activity; G protein-coupled receptor activity. The transcript has a single exon. The coding region runs from base 7 to 981 and encodes 324 amino acids. Lineage: Eukaryota; Metazoa; Chordata; Mammalia; Rodentia; Octodontidae. The record is from RefSeq and is a predicted model, not a curated record.